Molecule: messenger RNA, 1635 nt
Organism: Danio rerio (zebrafish)
Lineage: Eukaryota; Metazoa; Chordata; Actinopteri; Cypriniformes; Danionidae
Source: RefSeq, a predicted model, not a curated record
AUCAGCUUUAAUGUUCUCUUGUCGACUAAAGGCGCGUUACAAUGGUCACCUUUAACCUAACCAUUCCACUCUCUGUCGACUUUUCAAAUCCUGAAGAUUACUUGAUUUUUAUUUUCCAUAUCCUGUUUGCUACAGCUUCGGCUCUCCUGGCAGGGUCAGUGGUCAUCGGCAUCAUGAGCAGUAAAGCCCUGCGCUCCCAAAACCGCUUCAUCUUCAUGUUAAACACCAGCAUCAGUGACACUUUAACCGGCUGCUCUGUCUUCUACCUCGGCCUGUUUGACGUCCAAGAAGGCUAUCCGUCCCGAAACGGCAGUUUUUACAUUUUGCCGUCAUUUCUAGGGGUGAACGUGCUGACAUUUGUAUUUGCACAGUUUGAUAGAUACCUGGCUGUUUGUCAUCCGUUCUUCUACAGCCGGUACAUUACGCGCGGGUCUGUGAUCUGCGUCUGCGCGUUCUGCUGGAUUUAUACAUAUUUAAUUGUAACUGUUCAGGGAGUCAUCCCAGUCGCGCUUGCCGCUCAAAUGAACGCGUAUUUGGUCAUAUUUCUGCAGGUGAUCGUAGCUGUUAAAGUUUUAAUGACCAUCAAAUUGUACAUGAUCGCAAGGAAUCAGCUCAAACGCGAAGCGCCAAGCAGCGACAAGGACAGCAAGAAAGAGUCGCUGCGCAUUAUCGUGUUUGUGGUCAUUUGUUUUCUCAUUUUAUGGGGUCCGUCCUUUGUUAACAUUUCCGUGAGAUUUGUGACCAGGAAUGGACUGAAGUUCAGAAAUGAAGCCACGAAUCUAUUCGCGAUCAUGGCGCGGUUUAACGCGCUCAGCACGCCCGCGCUCUACAUCUGGGGCAGUCCGGCGUUGCGCGCGGCCGUCUGGAGCUCCGUGUGGAGUAAAAUAUUCAGAACAACGACAAGGGUGGAUUCUGGCAUUGUGAAGCCCAACAAUGAAAACAGAAUUUUCAGCAUUACGUGGAGCACCAGACAAACAUGAACACUGCAGACUCCUCUAGCUGCUGAAACAUUACAUUUAAGUCAUUAGCUAAAAAAGAAAUCAGGUUUUACUCUGACAGGCCAGUUGAUAGAAUGCCAAAAUGAUUUUUGAUGGAUCUCAGAAUCAAGGUUGGACUUGUUUACAUGUAUUUAACGGCUUAUUUUUACAGUUUGUCUUGGCCUAAAAUAUUUUAAUUAGACUUUCUCACCAUUUUAUUUAGUUUUUAUGGUUUUGAUAAAAAAACACACACACAUAACUUCACAUAUAAAAACCAAAAGAAAGCAUGAAAUGUAGGCCUACCUGUAUAGUUGACAUGUCAUUGUGUUUCUCACAUUAUUUUUUAGGUUACAUUUAUACACCAUAUCGUGAGGUUACUUUAUUUGGUACCUCAUAAAAUGCCUUUUCUGUAAAUAGUCAUGCAAGCGGCUAAGAGACGCAAUUUUGAAUUAAAAAAAAAUAAUGUUUAACAAAUAAUCUUUUUAAAUUCUUUUUUAAAUACAUACAAACCUGUAUUGCUAAGAUAAUCAUUAUAUAUUGUUUUGAAAAUGGAUUUCAGGGCCUAAUUCACUGUUUCCAAAUGUAUAACAUCUUUGUUCAUAUUUAUUUUUACAAAGAUAUGCUAUCUAAUAAUAAAGGUCAUCACAUUGAGUUUCAA